AUGGCCAGCCGUGCUAGACGCAACCAACCUGGGAGUCGCCCCGACUUCCCGUGGUAUUCUUUUCCCAGAAAUGUUGGAUCCGAGAUUUACACAAGAUGGAAUGCAAAGCUUGAUUGGCUAAAGCAACGAAAAGUUCAUGUUCCUGCAUUGGUAGACUGGUAUUGGAUGAGUGAAACAGGGUUAAUGGAAGCCAUUGAACCUUAUCUUGAAAAGGUUUUUAAUGGCAUUCAUGGCCAAUUUAUGUGCUUGGGGUGGAGACGUCUUUCAAAAUUUAAGAGGUCGUCUACAAAGAAUUGGUUAUUGAGUUUCUAG
Messenger RNA from Lactuca virosa, 312 nucleotides. NCBI's taxonomy places the organism in Eukaryota, Viridiplantae, Streptophyta, Magnoliopsida, Asterales, Asteraceae. The record is from the annotation of a GenBank genome assembly.